UUCCCGUCCCCGCGCGCAGCCGCCCUCUCCCUCCUUUUCUCCUUUCGUCGUCCCCUCCCACCAGAUCCCCUUUCGUUUGAAUUCCGAGCGCGAAUUUACGAAACUGCCCCUCGGCGGGACCCACGCUCUCUCCCUCCUCUGUCUCCGGCUCAACCGCAUCCCUUUUCCUCUUUCAUUUUGGAGUGCCCCACCAAUCGCCAUCGUGCGAUUCCGUCCUUGGCUGGCGUGGCGGUGGGGCGCAUCCGGGCCGUCGAGCUGUCGAUCCGCGCGGCGAUGCAGGCGCCACGUGGCGAGGGAGGCUUCCUCGGGAAGCGGAAGGAGCGCGAGUACUACCCCCCGUACCCCUCGGCCUCGUCGUCGCAGGCGCAGCAGGCGGUGCUGCUCCAGCGGCCGCCGCAGCCGUUCUCUAGGCCCGACCCUCGCAUCGCCAUCAAGCCGGAUCGCGCGGCGGCGUUGAGGCUCGGCGCCAAGCCGCCGCUCCCUCGCCCAGGGGCUGCGGGGCCCCAUGCCGUCGGCGUCGGCGUCGGCGUCGGCGGCAACAAGCUGCUGGCCGGGUACCUGGCGCACGAGUUCCUGCGGUGCGGCACGCUCCUCGGCGAGCGGAGGCUCGAGCCGCUGGGCCGGAAGGAGAAGGAGCCCGCCCUCGCCGCCCCCGCGCCCGAGCCGAGCAGGCGGUACGCGGAGGUUUCGCGGCUGCUCAUGGCGGGCGGGGCACGCAUCCCCGGCAUCGUCAACCCCUCGCAGCUCGGCCGCUGGCUCCGGAUCAAGGAGUGACCGGUCGGCCAUGCCGUGAGGCCGCCCGCGGGCGGCAUUGCCUGCUGGCUCGUCUCGCCUCGGCGGCCGAUCAACCCGAAGAACAGCGGAUGCUCUUGAACACAGCAAGCGGGUUUGUUACUUUGUCCUGUCUUUUCCCUUCGAAUUUUUCGUGUGGUAAUUAGCAAAUCAUCUCCCGUUGUGGAAAAUCUAGUGUAGUUGUUGGAUGAGAAACUGUGGAGGCGCUACUGCUAGCUGUUGCCUCAUCGGUUAGCAGCAUGCAUGUUUUCCCCUGCUGAAAUUUCUCAGCAUCGGCAAAAGUCUGUGAUGAUAUGCGUGGAUGAAUCAACCGUCGAUGUAAAUACAAUGUUAAUGCUUUGGAGGUAGCUUGUGAAGUACUCUACAUGUUUCUAUUAC
Setaria italica (foxtail millet) is the source of this 1170-nucleotide messenger RNA. RefSeq lists its product as uncharacterized. The coding region runs from base 274 to 774 and encodes 166 amino acids. NCBI's taxonomy places the organism in Eukaryota, Viridiplantae, Streptophyta, Magnoliopsida, Poales, Poaceae. The record is from RefSeq and is a predicted model, not a curated record. The transcript has a single exon.